AGUGCAGCAGGAUCCUAUCUCGGUUCCGCCGACGUUGGACUUCGUCAGCCGGUGUAAAACACGCCGUCCUAUCGCUGCUCGCUGCUGUUUGGAGCGCCUGUAUUGAUCCGGCUAAAAAAUCGCAACCACUGUGGCGCCUUUUCUCCUUAAUUUUGCGCGCGCACCAAAACCUCGUUUUGUUCCAGGGAUACUUAUUUCAUCAAAGAAGUCUGGGAUUCAUCGGGAAUUGGGAAUAUUGUGGGCAGCAGCAUCGUUCGGAGAGGAGGAGAGGAGAGGGAAUGGAUGCUCGCAGCCGAGCAGAGGCGCACCGAGGCAUCCGUCAGUCAGACCCCGGUCCUCUGUGAUGCGGCUGGGGAUCCGGUGCUGUGGAAAACCCGGGAAUCGACGACUGCUUUUAGAACCUUCACAGACCAGACAGAACCCGGCCGGUACUUGGUAUUCAGCACAUGCGGAGGAGCUGGGAAAGCCUCGUCAAUCUGCUGUUGUCCUCCGGAAAAAAGGGGGAAAGCACAUCCAAGGCUUUAAUUUCCAAAUUCCCCUGUCAUCUUCUCAGAGGCUUGUUUUCUUCCCGUAGACCUGCUGGUUGUCACUUCUCCUGUUAGAGUGGAGCCAACUCUAACAUUUUACCCAAGUGUGCAGGAGAGGAACGCGCUGGCAUCUGUCCAUGCGCACUCAUUUUUUAUCAUUAUUUUCAUUAUGAAGCUGUGACCCCAGCUGUGGCAGCCUCCGCUCUUUCUCCACGUGUUUUCAUGUCACAACCGAGGACCAGAUUCUGAAUGAAAGUGGAAUUAUUCCCAUUUUCCCCCGGCAUUUCGGUGACGCAACAUCUCCUGGAGACUGCAUGACAAAUACAUGCGUGGAAAGGGCGUGAACUUGCAGCCACUAACCUCCUCUUCACCCAUAAAGCCUUUACUUUUUCCAUAAGGUCAAUUUGCGCUUUUGCGCAUCUCCUCCAUCCAUCAUUUCUGUCUGAAUCCAAACUCAUCUCACAGAAAUCAUGGAUCUCAAAGCAGACUCGGACGACAUGGACUACAAGCGGCCAGCUCCCAUUGAAGUUUUCGCCACCAGGUCCACCCUUCACGGCAUCUCGCACAUGUUCACUUAUGAGCGCAUGUGCCUGAAGCGCACCCUGUGGAUUCUGUUUUUCAUGCUCUCCGUGGGGGUUCUGGUGAUGGUGUGCGUGGACAGGGUGCAGUUUUACUUUGAGUACCCGCAUGUCACCAAGCUGGAUGAGGUGGCAGCGUCAAUGAUCGUGUUCCCCGCAAUCACCUUCUGUAAUCUCAACUCCUUCCGCUUCAGCCGGGUGACUCGCAACGACCUGUACCACGCCGGGGAGCUCCUUGCCUUGCUCAACGGCAGGUACGAGAUCCGAGAUCCACACUUGGUCGAGGAAAAUGUCCUCCAGGUCCUGAAGGAAAGGGCGGACUUUGAAAGCUAUAAGCCGCGCUCCUUCAACAUGCGUGAAUUCUAUGACCGAACGGGCCACGACAUCAAGGACAUGCUGCUUUCCUGCUCCUAUAGAGGCACUGAAUGUAGUGCUGAAAACUUCAAAGUGAUAUUCACCCGGUAUGGAAAAUGCUACACAUUUAAUUCAGGCAAAGAUGGACAACCCCUGAUGGUGACAAUGAAAGGCGGGACGGGCAACGGGCUGGAGCUGAUGUUAGACAUCCAGCAAGAUGAGUACCUACCUGUGUGGGGAGAGACCGACGAGACGUCGUUUGAAGCCGGGAUCAAAGUUCAAAUCCAUACCCAGGAUGAGCCGCCGUUCAUAGACCAGCUGGGGUUCGGAGUGGCACCGGGGUUUCAGACUUUUGUCUCCUGUCAAGAACAACGGCUGACGUACCUGCCUCCACCGUGGGGCGACUGCAAGUCUACUCCGAUGGACUCGGACUUCUUUAACUCUUACAGCAUAACUGCCUGCAGGAUCGACUGUGAGACACGAUACCUGGUGGAGAACUGCAACUGCCGGAUGGUCCACAUGCCUGGAGAUGCCCCAUACUGCAGCCCGGAGCAGUACAAGGAGUGUGCAGAUCCGGCCUUAGACUUUCUUGUCGAAAGGGACAAUGACUACUGUGUGUGCGAGACGCCAUGCAACCUGACGAGAUACGGCAAAGAGCUGUCUUUUGUCAAGAUCCCCAGCAAAGCAUCCGCAAAGUACCUGGCCAAGAAAUUCAACAAAACAGAGCAGUACAUAGCCGAUAACAUUCUGGUUUUGGAUAUCUUCUUUGAAGCUCUGAACUACGAAACCAUUGAACAAAAGAAAGCCUACGAACUGGCAGGCCUUCUGGGCGAUAUUGGAGGUCAGAUGGGCCUGUUCAUCGGGGCCAGCAUCCUCACUGUUCUCGAGCUCUUUGACUAUCUAUAUGAGAUUCUAAAGUACAAGCUGUGCAGAUGCAUGAAGAAGAAACACAAAACCCGCAACAACAACGACCGCGGAGCUGUGCUGAGCCUGGAUGACGUGAAACGCCAUGCUCCUUGCGAGAACCUUCGCACGCCGUCCACAUAUCCCGGGAACAUGCUACCUCAUCAUCCAGGCCAGGGAAACUUUGAAGACUUCACUUGCUGAGCAGACCUUGCUGAAACAUCAAAGUGCACGUUAUGCAACCAAAGCCAACAGUACAGCAAGAACUAUCCAGAGAGUACGCGAGGAACUAAUCCAAUCAAGCAGAGGCACUUUUUAUACCAAACUGAGGGGGGGAAAAAGGGGGCUAAAUUCAACAUGACAAAGAAUUUUCACCCAAAGGCCAAGCGAAGAAAAAAGCCCUGAAUCUUUCAAAUGAAUCUGUUCGUUUUUAGGAGGACAUUUCAUGCACUCUUUGUGUUUUUCUCUGGAAUACUGCCACAAAAGAUUCUCGUGGAUCUUUCUUUAAGCAGACGAAAAAUAAAACAGUUACAAAUGGUUAACAGGAGUGCAAUUCUCUCACUCCAGCAGCAGCAGCAGAUGAGAAAACCUGCUAAAGUGACAAUAUUCAUUCUGCUCUCCACUCUACAUGUAGCAACAAGUGAACCUGUUGCAGUGCAUCAUGGGAAAGGGAAAAAAAUAGAUAAUACAAAACGUAGUUUGUUUCAGAAUGUAUCUUCAUUCACUGUGAGUGCAGCCAAGCGCGAUGGAUGACCUUUUAACAGUUCAUGGUUCCAACAGCAGAGAUGGUGAAAAUUUCAGGUUUCAUCCUCAUGUAAUUGCAUGCUUGUAUCUGUCCGGCGCAUGUUUUUCAUUUCAUUUCUGAUUCUGAUUCAUUUACAUAUCUUUAUAUAAUCUAGACUGUAUAUAUAUAUACAUAAACAUAUAAAUACCAAAUUUGCCUCAAUGGUUAACAGGAAAAGUAAAUGACUCCUCUCAUAAAUGGCUCAUUGUAUGUUGAAAGUAUGAUUCCUGAUUUUUUUUAUUUUUUUUUAACAUUAGUGCCCCAAUUGGAGAGUGGAAGAACUGCACCUAAAUGCAUUGAUUAUAAUUUUAUUGCAUUUUAUGGCAGUUGGUGUUUUCAUUUUCACAUGUGCCCGAUGACUUUUCACUCAAAAUGAAGUGUGUUGUUUCUGUGAUGUUUUAUUUUAUUUGUAUUUUUUUUGUCAGGUUUUAUUUUUCUUUUCAACAAUUUGUUGAUGACAUUUUUGAGAGUUUUGUAAGGCUGUCAAAAAAAUCUGUAUCUGUGCUCCAAUUGCAAAAGUCUUAUAAAAGCACAAUGCCGCCUGUAUGUAGAGGUGAUGUAAAAGAAAACGUACUAUUCUUCUUGCUAUAUUGUCAUAUUAAUAAUAUCGUGUUGACCUGACUGCUUUUCAUUGUUUUGUUUUCUUUUUGUUGUUUUUUUUUUCUUUUUUUUAAUAAAAAAAACAUGCUCUGUAUAGCCUGAGUAUUAUGUCGUCAUCCUCCAGGCUAAAAGCUAAUCUAUUUAGUUAUGAAAGCAUAAAUAAAUGUAAAUAUCAUUUUGGAAAAUG
This is a messenger RNA of Oryzias melastigma (Indian medaka), 3933 nucleotides long. It is a transcript of the gene asic1b, whose product is annotated as acid-sensing (proton-gated) ion channel 1b. The record is from RefSeq and is a predicted model, not a curated record. Bases 998 to 2566 code for a protein of 522 amino acids. NCBI's taxonomy places the organism in Eukaryota, Metazoa, Chordata, Actinopteri, Beloniformes, Adrianichthyidae. Gene Ontology annotation, biological process: sodium ion transmembrane transport. The transcript has 11 exons. Gene Ontology annotation, cellular component: membrane.